GUUGACAGGGCACAACAACACACAGUCUUUGUGCAACGCAUUUUCAUUACUAUCGACGAAUUAAAACAGAAAAUUUAACAUUUUCCAUGCCAAACACUAAAUAAUUGCACAACCACCGCAACCAUCAGCUGCUGAAGGAGGCGCAACGUUUCGUGGCUGGACAGAAAGACGAAAUGACGGCACGGAAUCCCCAAACACUGAUGGCAUUGCCCAACGAAGAGAAUUUUGACUUCCUAUUCAAAAUUGUGCUAAUCGGGGACUGUUGCACGGGCAAGACAUCAAUAUUGCAACGCUUCAAGACGGGCAACUACGUGGAGCGGCACGGCAACACCAUUGGCGUUGAUUUCUCAAUGAAAACCAUUGAAGUCGAGGGCAAGCAAGUCAAGCUACAAAUCUGGGAUACUGCUGGGCAGGAGCGAUUUCGCACUAUUACUCAGAGCUACUACCGUGCCAAUAAUGGCGUCAUAAUUGUCUACGACAUAACGAAGCGUUCGACAUUUGCCAAUCUGCAAAAAUGGAUUGAAGAGGUGCGCCGCUAUACAGCUUCCAAUGUGCUGAUCAUAUUGAUUGGCAACAAGUGCGAUCUGGAGUCCGAGCGCGAGGUGGACUUUGAGGAGGCGCGCCAAAUGUGUCAGUAUAUACCUGAAAUUCUAUUUGUUAUGGAAACGUCCGCCAAGGAGAACACAAACGUCGAAGAUGCCUUUCGCUGUCUGGCCACGGAACUGAAGCGACAACAUGACUCGAGCAACGUUCAGCCCUUGGAUGAGCACACUGUGCAGCUGGGCCAGAGCAAGCCGCUCAAGAGUUGCAGCAGCUCUUGCAAUCUCACAUAGACAACUCCAAUUAUUUAUGAUUUUGAUUUUAUUUUUGUGAUCAAAUGUUCAUGUGGCUAUAAUCUUUUAG
Molecule: messenger RNA, 903 nt
Organism: Drosophila hydei
Lineage: Eukaryota; Metazoa; Arthropoda; Insecta; Diptera; Drosophilidae
Gene: Rab19
Product: ras-related protein Rab-43
Exons: 4
Coding region: 174-833 (219 amino acids)
Cellular component (GO): trans-Golgi network
Molecular function (GO): GTPase activity; GTP binding
Source: RefSeq, a predicted model, not a curated record